Molecule: messenger RNA, 1540 nt
Organism: Desarmillaria tabescens
Lineage: Eukaryota; Fungi; Basidiomycota; Agaricomycetes; Agaricales; Physalacriaceae
Exons: 2
Coding region: 425-1342 (305 amino acids)
Source: RefSeq, a predicted model, not a curated record
ACUAGACAUUAAGCAUGGCCACUGUGGAGCUCUCGCAGCACUCGCAGCACGAAUACAAAGGUUUUUCUUUUGGGCCUCGCAACGCGCGCCACCGUGCUCCCGGGCCGUCGGUAUUUGAAGCUUUUAAGGGAACCCUAACCCUGGGAAGGUGCUGCGACAGCCUUGAUUCAAAAAUAGCCACAAUGCCGGACUAUCACCGGCAAAAAUUUUGAACAAUGGAAACAAUGGGUGGCAACGUUAACGUCAACGGGCUUGUACUUAUUGUUCUCGCUUCGCAGCCUGAGCAUAUAUAAAGCGUAAUGUCUGCCAGCGUGCUCUUCAACCUCUUUGGCUUACGACCGCCUCGACUUUCUUUCUUUCCUUCCAACGAGCCCGGUGCUCCAGACGACUUACGAUCUCUCCAUCCGUUUAAAUUCUUUCAAUAAUGGCUGCUCGUUCAUCUUCUUUCGUCCUUCUUGCCACCCUUGCUUGCCGUCUAGCAUCGGUUGGUGCUGCACCCACAGGUUUUGGAUUCUUGUCAGUUAGAGCAGACUCCAAUUCGACCUCAAGUUCUUCAUCUUCUUCGAGCUUUGCCGGCGCCAAUGGCCUCAAAGCGCAACAGCUGAACGCCCAAUUUUCAUCUCUUUCUGCCAAUGACUCUUGCACUACUGGCGAUCAGGCUUGCGUUGCAGGUGGAUUCGCUCAAUGUGUCGGAGGAGCGUGGGAGGUUACCGAGUGCUCUAGCGGCACAUCGUGCUUCGCUCUUCCCCUUGUCAACUCCGCGGGAACAAGUUUAUCUUGUGAUAGUGAAUCUGACGCGUUAGCGCGUAUCGAGGCCACUGGAGUUUCGGGCGGUAUUGACGGGUCGAACUCGACUACUUCCUCUGGUUCCAAUUCAGCCGUGUCCUCCGCAUCAGCCGCUGCUUCUUCCACCAAGACAGCAGCAGCUACCUCUGCCGCGGCUUCUGCUUCUGCCACGUCCAGUGCCAGCACUGAUGACGGUGAUGAUUCAGAUGAUGGAGACCUCGGGUGUGACGACGGUGAGGAUGAUGGUACAGAUGAUACCACCGCGGACGCGUCUGCUUCUACAGUUGCUGCUUCUCUAACUGAAACAGGAGUAGCUGCUUCCACUUCGGCCGUGGCUGCAUCUGCCAGCGCCGCCUCAGCGUCCGAUGCUGUAUCCGCAUUGAACAAUGACGCAGUAGCAUCGUCCUCAACCAUAAUCCUCAAAGCGGCUUCCGCUACUCCUACCUUCAACCGUCGACAACUCGAGACCUCUCUCAGCAGCGCUUCUGUAUCCACUACCUCUGCUACCGCAUCAGGUGCAACUGGUGCAUCAGCCGCCUCUGUGUCGGCCACCUGAUAGUGCCUCGGUCUCGGGCGCCAGCGUGGCUGUUUCGGCAGCUAGCAGCUCUGCGACAAUUACCUUCCGCUGCUGUUUCCACGCCUGCUUCCCACAGUAACUGCGCCCAGCACAUCGACCACGACCGGUGCCGAUGGUGUCGUGACAGUCAAUGUCGUCUCUGUAGUGACGAUGUUGGUGAUGACGGACUUUGCCUUC